GAGAGAGAGAGAGAGAGAGAGGCAGGGAGCGUCCCCGAGAAUCCCAAGCAAGAAGGUAGCCACCACCUCCCACCUCUUCGCUUUGCGUCGCGCCGCCCGUCCCACCUUCCCACCCUGCCCUCCGCCUGGCUCGGCGGCCGUCGAUCGGCCAUGCGGAUCCGAAAAUGCGCCAACCGGCUGCUGGGGACGACCCUGCCCGCCUGCUCUUCUUCUCCGCUGCCCGCUGCGCCGCCGCGGUCGUGGGGCACCGACGUCCCGGCUCCCGCCGCCGCUGCCGCUCUCCUCUGCGAGCUGAACCGCUCCCCCUGGGAUGAUCUGACGUGCCUCGAUCUCGUAGCUGCUUACGAUCAGGAAGAAGAGGAUGACGGGGGCAUUCUGGGAAGUGGCGUGAAAGCUAAAGUGGGAGAAGUGAGGGGUAUUCCGGGAAAUCGCAUCAAAUAUGAGUCCGCUGCUGUAGCUUGUGUCCCGAAGAGCUCCCCAGACCAUUGGGAAAUGGAGCGAAACGGAGACGUAGGUCCUCAUGCCGGAAAGCGAUGCUUUUCUGACAGCGAGGCACGCAUGAACUGGUCGCGGAAGAAGGAGACGGCCAAGACGAGGAGAAAGAAGAAAGACGACGUUGUCGAAGCCAGAGGAGGAGCUGCGGCCACGGAGGCCUGCUCGAGCUGCAAGAAGAGCGACGGCAAAGGUUGGCACUGUAAGCGGCGGGCGCAUCACCCACACUCGCUCUGCAACUACCAUCUCGCCCAGCUCCGCUCCUACAGCUGCAGCCAUGGCCAUGGCCAUGGCAAGGCCUCAGGGUCACCCAAGGAAAGCCACGGUGACGUCGGCCGUAGGAAGAAGAAGACCGAAGCAGCUGGAGCCGACUCUAGCUUCUACUAUUACUACUCCGGCUUCGGUCCCUGGCGAGGAAAGACGAGAGGCAGCAGCAGUGAUAACGGCGACGGGUGUAGUCAUCCGGCUGCCGAUGAGGAGGAGGUCGAGACCCCGAUGGCCGGCGAGGAUGAGGAGGACAGCGAGGACGAUGACCAUGAUAACAGUGGGAGGGAUGGAAAUGAUGGUAGGAAGGAGGGCAGGAGGAGCUACAGGAGGAAAGGGAGGAAGAGGAUGAAGGCGCGGUCUCUCAAGUCUUUGCUUUGAUGCAUGUCGUUGGUAGUUGUCGUCGUAACGUGCCGUGUUUCCUAAUCAUGGAUCUUUGCAUGCUUCGGACGUCGUAACGUGUACGUGGGCCGGGCUUGGGUGCAAUACGUCGACAUCUUUUCCUCACAAUUAUUUUUAGGUGAUUUACCUGAAAAAAUACUUUUUUUUGUGCUUUUCACUGCAGAAUAAUUAUAGGCUUUUUUGUUCAAACUCAAAAUAAUUAAUCGAAUUUUAUUUCUUG
Musa acuminata AAA Group (dessert banana) is the source of this 1378-nucleotide messenger RNA. RefSeq lists its product as uncharacterized. Lineage: Eukaryota; Viridiplantae; Streptophyta; Magnoliopsida; Zingiberales; Musaceae. The coding region runs from base 151 to 1137 and encodes 328 amino acids. The transcript has 3 exons. The record is from RefSeq and is a predicted model, not a curated record.